UGGAGAUUGUUUUCAAACAUGCUGCCAAAGAAUUGCGCGAAAGAUGGGUGAGCGCUGUGUACUCUGUAUGGUGUGUACGACAUUGGGAGGAUAGAUUGGUGUGCUCCUCCAUGACUAAAUUCAACCCCGUGGCAUGUUCAUUCAUUGUAUUUGAUUCCAACUCAACAUGGUUGGGGGCGGCAAAGGUCAAUCCAAGUACUUUUUCGGUCGGAAGAAAACAUCGAACACGUCCACGUCUUCGCCCACUUCCAAUAGCUUGACCAACUCGCCCAGAACCUCGAAUACCAAAUCCCAAAGAAGCAUUGACACUUUUUUCAAGCGCAAGUCGUCCUCGGGAAUUGAUGACGCUACUCCCAAUCCAGAGAGUAAGACUACCGUUCAAGAUCCAAAUGUUGAUUGGCCCAUGGCCAAGAAACCAAGGAUAUAUUCGGAUGGCACCCAACAAGUGGAAGAAGUGAUUCAUGUGGAUGAGGAUCGUGAAACCUGUACUAGCCUGAUCUCAGACACGACGCCGACUGACCUCAAGAGCCAACCUCCAGAAUCGACAGUCCAAGGCAAACCCACGCCUUUGGAAAAACAAGUGAUUGAAUUCAAAGCCAAAUACCCCCAGUUGAUUUUGUUUGUGGAGUGCGGCUAUCGUUAUCGAUUCUUCGGGCGUGACGCUGAGAUUGCUGCCAAAGUGCUCGGAAUUUAUUGCCAUCAAGAUCGCUUAUUUCUGACCGCCAGUGUGCCUACAUUCCAUGGACCCGCUUUGUAUGUGAAAAAGCUAGUGGCCCAUGGGUACAAGGUAGGAAUCAUCGGUCAGACGGAGACCGCAGCGGCUCGCCAAGUGGGGAAUAACAAAUCCAGCUCUACCUUCGCCCGAGAUCUGGUGUCGAUUUAUUCUAGAAGCACUUUCCUGGGAGAGGACAUUAGCCUGGAAUAUGCGAGCGAACUCACCCAAGAUCCCAAAGGCAAUGUCAAGAGCGUUCUUAUGGCCGUCUAUGAAACUGACGCAUCCAUUGCUGUGGUGGGAGUAGAGCCCACUACGGGCAACAUCAUUUAUGACGAUUUCAAAGACGACCCUGCCCGUUGCGGCUUAGCAAUGAGAUUAGCCACCAUUGAACCCUGUGAAGUCCUUGUGCCUCGAGAUCUUCUGGAUUCCAAGUCACAAACGAUCUUAGAUAUGUAUUGCCGGAAAGCGGCCGAGAAGAACCCCAUUAUUCCCGAAACCGUUGACAUUGACCGAUUCGAUAAUGGAGAUUUCAUUGAGUUCUUUGGUGAUGCCUCAAAUGCUCUUCAAAGUUUGCCUCAAUUGUCCGUAGGGGUUCAGCGUUGCCUGGUGGCAUUGGUCCAUUACUUGGCCGAGUUCAAUUUGCAAGAUGUGCUUAAGCGAUCCAAAAGCAUCGAGCAAUUUUCUGGAUCUCGCAAUCAAAUCAUGUGCCUACCAGCGAUGACCGUGCGGAAUCUAGAAUUGUUCCGGAAUAGUACGAGCAAAAAGUCCGGAGUUCAAGGCAGUCUCUUUAAGAUCUUGAAUCGAACCCGAAGUCGUUUUGGCGCAAGGCUUUUCAAGGAUUGGCUGGCUGCUCCUUUGAUUACGAAAGAAGGAAUUUUGGCCCGCCAAGCCUCCGUGGAGUAUCUAAUGUCUCCCGAAGGCAAGGACUUCGAAGCCGUGUCAAAUCAGUUAAAAAAGUCUAUGGAUCUUGAAAUGGCUUUAAUGGCUUCGUUGUAUCAGAGAAUUAAGCCUGGCGAUUUUUUUCGUCUGUGCUCAUUCUGUCACCAGUUUUGGAAGAUCUGCACCCGAUUGAUAAGUCACAAUUUACCCGGAUCGUCGAUGCCCACUUUAAUUCGGGAUGCAAUUCAAUCGGUGACGGAGUCGUUCGAAGCCAUGGAAGCCGUGAUCAACUCCUUGGAUGAAGAAGCCGCAAAGAAGAGCGAUUUUGUGCACGUGUUUAAAGAUUGGAAUUUCCUCUCCACCGUUGCAGAAAGAAAACGCGCGCUGACCGAUUUAGAAAUGGAAAUGGAAAACUAUCGGCAAGAAAUCAAGAAGAUACUACGACUCUCCACUUUUCAGUACACUACUGUGUCUGGAGCGGAGUAUUUAAUCGAAGUGAAACGAAAAGAGAAUCGGAUCGUCCCCGAUGAUUGGAUUACUAUUAAUUCGACCAAGUAUCUAAUCAGAUAUCGCUCUCCUUUUAUUCACGAACGGAUUCCCGAAAUUCAGUUUGCCAAGGAAGCGUUAGAGAGCGAGUGCAAGUUAGGAUGGAAAAGUUUCCUACAAGAGUUUGCCUCGAGAUUUCCCGAAUUUCAAAAGGCCAUCAAGAGUUUGGCUCUGCUGGAUUGCCUCUUCUCGCUGGCCGAGGUAUCAAAAAGCGAGGGGUUUUGCAGACCCGUAUUUUAUGAUGACGCCGACGAAGAGCGACAGUACUCUGUUCUUAAUUCGAGGAACGUGGUUUUGGAACACAUCCUACCUCUUGGCACACCGGUGGUUCCCAAUGACAUCUACCUCAAACUUGACGGUCCUCGAGCUGUGAUAUUAACUGGACCUAACAUGGGCGGAAAGUCGUCGUACAUCCGUCAAGUGGCUCAAGUGGCGCUGAUGGCACAAAUGGGCUGCCACGUCCCGGGAACCGAAGCCCGAAUGCCACUUUUUGACGGAAUAUUUUUGCGCCUAGGAGCCAAGGAUGACAUGUUCUCUGGCCAGAGCACGCUAAUGGUGGAGCUGGAUGAGGCCAAUCACGUCAUGAACUCGGCUACCAGUCGAUCAUUGGUCCUGUUGGAUGAACUGGGUCGUGGUACGGCCACGUUGGACGGAGCUGCGAUUGCACAGGCGGUGUUGGAUCAUCUCUUGUUGAAAGUGCAAUGCUUAACCAUCUUUGUCACGCAUUACAAAGAGUUGAUCAACACCGAGCUAAGACAUCCCGGGUUGGUCAAAAACUAUCAUAUGGGAUUUUCGAAUGCGGCGAAACUUGACGCAAAAGACGAUAUGAGCGACAAGACGAAUACGAGGAACAUUGUACUACUACUGAAAUUAACGGAGGGUGCGAGCGAGAGCAGUUUCGGGAUGAAUGUCGCUCGUUUAGCGGGUAUUUCCGAAAGUAUAAUUGCUCGAGCUGAAGAAAUGGCAGCCCAGUUUCACUCAAAAGUGACAAAAACUUGCAUCUGA
Messenger RNA from Tigriopus californicus, 3145 nucleotides. RefSeq names its product DNA mismatch repair protein Msh3-like. Gene Ontology annotation, molecular function: mismatched DNA binding; ATP binding; ATP-dependent DNA damage sensor activity. Lineage: Eukaryota; Metazoa; Arthropoda; Copepoda; Harpacticoida; Harpacticidae. Gene Ontology annotation, cellular component: nucleus. The record is from RefSeq and is a predicted model, not a curated record. The coding region runs from base 167 to 3145 and encodes 992 amino acids. The transcript has a single exon. Gene Ontology annotation, biological process: mitotic recombination; mismatch repair.